UUAUCGCAUCUGACAGUUUUGCUCUCGAGAGAUAUCCAAUUGUGGUGGUAAGGAUAAGUGCGGAAGACGUAUAGCUGUCGCAGAGAAUAUUCAGUUGGUUUCUGACCGCUAUGGUAUUCGCUUGGGUGGUGUUUAAUUUAAGUGACUAGUGAAAUGGUGGCUCUUCCUACGUUACUAAUGACCGCGGUGGAAUUUUCAAACUUUUUCUCGAUCUUUGCGGUCCUCCUGGUGUUUUGUGCCAUGAUUAUGUUCAUCACGAAGAACAUGAUGAUCCUUAGGGUCCACGGGGAUGACCUGGUAUUCUCAACGUCCAUCCACAACGUGGCGCCCAGAAUACCACAGAUGAACAUGAUGAAGGUCCACAUACCGUUUACUUUCAAGCUUCUGGAAACCUCCAAGUCGUCAUACAAUGAACUGCAAUGCAGGCUCUCCAGCCAGGUGAACUACUCGGUACGUGUGUACUGGGGCGUCAACAUCAGGGAGCUGCACAUCUUCUUGUGGCGGCCGUGGGCGGAUCUCAGGGACGCCUGUACGAAGGGUGACUUCUUGCAAGGUUACUACCAGUACCCAGGAUUGAGAGUGAACAAAAGCCCCCAUUCUGACCAAACGGUCAUCUUGAAGUUGCCGGCCCCUUCUCUUGACCUAGGGACACCACCUAGGCUGUGUUAUCCGCUAGUUAUAGUACUCUUGAGGAAUGACGUCGUUGACAAUGUGCAUCCUGACGAAACCGUGGCCUUGAUCAACGUAGUUCAUAUAAAGGACCAGGUUUGCACUUUACCGACCAGCAUUCUAGCACAGUAUUUGAAGCAGGCUAAUGGACAAUUGUCAUGCCUAAAACAACUCUAUCUGGCCACAGGGAAUCCAGGAGGUUUCGAAGAGAACCAGAUACCCCUCGCUGUAGCCGAACCAGUCGAGGGCGGUCCAGGACCUUUGGGAAGAACUCUGGUUUGUCCGACUUCCGAGGAUUCUGCGUUCUGGAACAGUUCGGGCGACCAAUUGUGCGUCGUCUGUCAAUAUUUCCCCCUUUCCAGAGCCCUGUUACCAUGCAGGCAUACUUGCAUCUGCGCUAGCUGCUUCGAAAAACUUGACCGCUGCCCGAUGUGCCGAGGCCCCAUAAAGAGCUACUUCUGUAUCAGAGGUGAGGAAUACAUGCCGAUCCAAUCGAAGAACACCAGUGGCGCCCCGCACGGCAGUCUGUAUAACUGGUUAGACAGUUGGAAUGACAGAUUGACGGAUUUUCUCGGUUUUCAGAGAUAAUAAGCAACCUAACUUACAGUAACUUAUUUAUUGACCAUUUUCUCCCUUAAAAGUCGAACGAAAAAAUGAAAUAUGAGAGAACUCGUGAUGAUUCAUUCCCAUGAGAAGAGUUAACGUUUCUGAUACAUUACGGGAUUUUUUCGUUGAUCCAAUGUGAUUUUUAUUGAUUAGAUCUAGAGAUUACCAUGAGUGACACCUCUUGCUGAGUCGGCGUGACUUUACAUGAGUCGACUUAACCUCAAAAUUCGAUUUAAUAUAUUAUUCUGUUGAAAUGAAUGUUUGUGACGUUAUUUGGUAGGGAUUUGAUUUAAUUUGAAAACUUAUUGUUGACGUAUAAUAUCAAGAGGACUCAUUUCCAAAUGUUUUUGAAGCAGUAUUGACGGUUUUCAGUAUAAAGGCGCCAUCUCGAUUCUACGAAUGGAACUUUACGGAGAACUAACUCAAAAUAUUUCAAGUACGAUAGCAUAUCAUUUACAAAUACUCCCCCAUAACACAAAAUUUUAGAAUUUUCCUUAAUUGAACACCUGAAAACCAGGGAAAAUUUCAAAUUCGCUCAUACACAGCUUAUCGAUUAAUUUGUAGUUUCGAUAGUUCCUACUGAUACCCUCAAAAUGUGACUGAAGAACAAUUACAAACUAUACAAGGAAAUAUUAAGUUUUUCUUGAAACUGAAAAAUUUUUCCUUUCAGUACCUUUCUCCAGAUAAUUUUUGUACAAACAUCGUACCUUUAUUGAAGAAGUGAAGAACUGAUCUCAUCGCAAAAUAUCAUUUUCAUUUUUCCGUUGAUCUGAAAUUCUUUUAAGAUAUUCAUAUGUAUAUUCUGCAGUUUACAUCUUCUACUCAUCAUUUAAAACUUCAUUCAUUGCUUAUCAUUUUCAAAUAAGAUAAAGUAGAAAAGAAGAAUUAUUAGAUAUUGUCGAUUUUUCGCAUCACUCUACUUGUUAUCAUUAACGAACAUCACGGAUGAUAUUUAAACCAAGGCGUAUUAUUCGAUGUUAAUAUCUAUUUCGGAAGCAUCCCUUAAAAUAUAUGAAUAUGUAUGUUGCAAUAAUAGAAAUAGGUAGUUUGAAUCGUAAGUGUAAAGUUAUAUUUUACAGUAUAUUUGUAGAAGAAGAUAAAUGAAGUAAGCCUGUGAUAAUAUUAUAUUAAAUAAUAAAAAUUUAUACAACA
Messenger RNA from Harmonia axyridis, 2427 nucleotides. RefSeq names its product cell growth regulator with RING finger domain protein 1-like. NCBI's taxonomy places the organism in Eukaryota, Metazoa, Arthropoda, Insecta, Coleoptera, Coccinellidae. Gene Ontology annotation, biological process: negative regulation of cell growth. The transcript is spliced from 7 exons. The coding region runs from base 154 to 1257 and encodes 367 amino acids. The record is from RefSeq and is a predicted model, not a curated record.